Alternaria burnsii is the source of this 375-nucleotide messenger RNA. RefSeq lists its product as uncharacterized. NCBI's taxonomy places the organism in Eukaryota, Fungi, Ascomycota, Dothideomycetes, Pleosporales, Pleosporaceae. Bases 1 to 375 code for a protein of 124 amino acids. The transcript has 2 exons. The record is from RefSeq and is a predicted model, not a curated record.
AUGUCGGUAACAACAACCACCAACCCAAUCCAUUACAAUCUUGAGGCGGUCCUUGCAGACUACGACCUCCACCACACCGAAGAACUCGAUACAAGCCUCAACGCACAUCCCGCCCCGCCAACUUCAUCCACAACAUCACAAUCGCAACAGAACCCAAGCGACUGGCCAACAGAGCAUCGCCGUGUGCCUGCAUACCGGCCAAUCAAUACUGAGCUCGACCAGAGCGAGCGAAGAGUCUAUCUUAAUGGCGUCGAACAAGCAUUUGUUGGUGUAAUGUUUACAGGUGUAUUCUUGGAAUCGACAAUCUCCAAAGUAUGGCGUAAUACUCUGGGAAGAGUAUGGAAUGUUGGGUACAAGCUUGGUGGAGAGUGGUAG